AUGACGCAACAAUUCCUCACGGGGCUUCCCAAAGUCCCCCUAGGUGAGUUACCCAGAGACAGCACAUGUAUGAUCUGCCUCAAUGCUUAUGGCAACGGAUCGCUCGACAACGGUGGUAUCGCCGAAGGCCCAAUCCGCCUACCAUGCGAACCCCACCUUGGCUCAGACCUUCAACGCGCACGCGCCAUCGUAGCAAAAGUUUGGCAAUCGCAGCCACAGUCUGCUGCCGAGACCAACGACCAAAACCGCACCGAGGCGACAGAGGUGGAGAUUGCGGACCUCGCGCAUUCGUUCCAAGCGCUACAGUCUCUGGAGAUGGUCUUUCACAUCGGACGAAUAAGCGAGGGUCCUCGCGGUCGGUUUCCAACGCUGACGGAUCCGAUCACGGAGUUGGGCAGGGAACAAGAAGAGGCGCUUUCCCUCGAGCUUGGGAGACAGGGAGCUUUCGCGAGGCAUUGUGAUCGUCCUGCCUGCGCCGGUCUGACUAAUCGCGAAAGAUGGCGGUUGCAUCGUGAUAGGGAUAGCGAGGUUUGGAACCGUCAGGCAGGGGUUUGGGAUGGAUUUGGAGCGGAUUGA
Messenger RNA from Letharia lupina, 576 nucleotides. RefSeq lists its product as uncharacterized. The transcript has 2 exons. The record is from RefSeq and is a predicted model, not a curated record. Lineage: Eukaryota; Fungi; Ascomycota; Lecanoromycetes; Lecanorales; Parmeliaceae. The coding region runs from base 1 to 576 and encodes 191 amino acids.